AUGUCUGAUCGUAUCAGCUUCAUUGUGCUGCGAAACGUCUCGCCGCACGCCUCCCGCGGGCCACCGUACUUCCCAUUUGAUUUCCCGCGGAGUUUUCGCGCGGCGAAUCGCGCCGCGCUGCUUCACACGACCCGCCGAUCCGUGCCGGCCCCCCGAGUUUCGACGUCUCCUCGCACAUUUUCGCACCUCCCACUUCUUUUUCACUCAUCGUUUUGGCUGGUGGACCACAGGGAAACGUCGACGCGGAUGGACUUCGACGAGAGCAAUGCACCCCGCAUGGAAAAAGCGCAGCCUCUACUGCGAGCGGUAUCGACAGCGUACGAAGACAUGUAAC
Molecule: messenger RNA, 334 nt
Organism: Mycetomoellerius zeteki
Lineage: Eukaryota; Metazoa; Arthropoda; Insecta; Hymenoptera; Formicidae
Exons: 4
Coding region: 1-333 (110 amino acids)
Source: RefSeq, a predicted model, not a curated record